AUGCUCGCCCCCAAAUUCCCAUUCACCAACACCCCACUACUAGAAGAGGCCGCUCCCACAUACUCGCCCGAUCAGGUCCCCUCGUGCGGCGGCCAUGGUAUCUUGGAGAUCCUCGAGGUAACCCGCUUCCUGGAGGCGCACGGGAUUGAAUGCUGCGUGGUGGGCGUUUCAGCUUUGAUGUUCUACGGCGCCGGCCGUUCCCGAGAUGUGAAUCGCCAGGAAUGGGAUCUCUGCGUCCCCGACGACAAGCUUCACGAGGCUGCAGCUCUUCUCGCAUGUGGCUCUAUCGCUGAUAGACUUCACCCCGUUCCUCCGCUCCCUAUCCAACACCCUUCUUCGCUCAGCCAUACCUACCACCGAUUCAAAGGCAAAGGCAUCCACUUCUACGUGAUCCUUGUCCCCGCUCAUGACGCCCAUAUUCCCUCCGGUCCCUUUCACAUCAUGCGCAGCAUGAAUAACAUCCCAUAUCCGACGCUGCAGGUCCUCAUGCAGAGUUUCUUGGACACAAAUGACGAGGUAUCACUUUGUGACUGCAUCGAUGGGUCGAAUGUCUCCGAGGAGUGGGGACGAAGGUAUUUGGAUUUAGAGGGUUCGAAUGACCUGGAGUGGGCGAGCCGCAUGAAUCAAAAAGCCAAAGAGGCCGCUCAGGGAAGAGGCUGGCCAUUUGUGCACUAUUUCCCAACACAGAAAAUCAACAGACGAGAAAAGUGGGAAGCCAGGGUAAGAAGCAAAAAGGGACGACUCGAGUGGAAGACACCGGAUUCCUUAUUUGAAACACGAUUCCGCCUUAAGGGCUCUCCGGACCCAUGGACCCAGAAGCUUAUGUCCUGCUAG
This is a messenger RNA of Penicillium waksmanii, 834 nucleotides long. RefSeq lists its product as uncharacterized. The record is from RefSeq and is a predicted model, not a curated record. The transcript is spliced from 2 exons. Lineage: Eukaryota; Fungi; Ascomycota; Eurotiomycetes; Eurotiales; Aspergillaceae. The coding region runs from base 1 to 834 and encodes 277 amino acids.